UGCGGCUGCGGCAGCGGCUUCUGGGAUCCCGAUGUGGCAGAGAGGCCGUCACCGCCAAAGAGGUGGAGGGCCCGCGACCGCGGUGUUGGAGACACUGCCGCCAUCCUCUUCGUCAGCCCAGCUGUCUUCCUAGAAACGCUCCUCGCCUAAGAAUCCUUCCCUCCCAGCUCUUGCAAACUCCGAACUCGUCGCCUGCUGAUCCUCUUUCACCACAGGUUCACAGCGGAGGCAGCAGUGAGGUGUCCGAUUUGGACACGUGAGACCUGCGGUCCCCCGACUUGGGGAGGUGGGCGCUGGACUAGAGAAUCGGAGGAUGCGGGUUGCCUCUUUCCUCCCCUUGCAGGUAUGAAGACACCUCACAAAAAGGCAACUGCAAGGCAGCAAACAAGGGACAUUGUUGAUGGCCACACCUUGUCUGCAAGUAUGAGGAAGAAAAAGAUUUCUCAAAAGAAACAGAGGGGCAGACCUUCCUCCCAGCCCCGCAGGAACAUCGUGGGCUGCAGAAUUUCACAUGGAUGGAAGGAAGGCGAUGAGCCCAUCACCCAGUGGAAAGGAACCGUUCUGGAUCAGGUGCCUAUAAAUCCCUCUCUUUAUCUGGUGAAAUAUGAUGGAAUUGACUGUGUCUAUGGACUGGAACUUCACAGAGAUAAAAGGAUUUUAAAGCUUAAAAUCCUUCCUGAUAAAGUGCCAUUUUCUCGAGUCAGAGAUGUGCACCUUGCAAAUACCAUAAUUGGUAAAGCUGUGGAACAUAUGUUUGAGGGUGAGCAUGGUUCUAAGGAUGGAUGGAGGGGGAUGGUCUUAGCCCAAGCACCCAUUAUGAAAGCCUGGUUUUAUAUUACCUAUGAGAAAGAUCCUGUUUUGUACAUGUACCAGCUUUUAGAUGAUUAUAAAGAAGGUGAUCUCCAUAUCAUGCCAGAGUCGAGUAAGUCUUCUCCAAAAGAGAGAGAGCCAGAAGGAGUUAUAGAUGGCCUCAUAGGUAAACAUGUAGAAUAUACCAAAGAAGAUGGCUCCAAAAGGACAGGCAAAGUAAUUCACCAAGUUAAAGCCAAACCUUCUGUGUACUUCAUCAAGUUUGAUGAUGAUUUCCAUAUCUAUGUCUAUGAUUUGGUGAAAAAGUCUUAACGGUUAGGGUAAACCUUAUCACGUGUAUGUAGGCAAAUGUAUGAUUUGGAGAAACACAAAAAAAUGUUGCUUUUCAGUGUACUGAAAGUAUAGGGGUCCCUAAAAACCCAUCAUCAUUGCCAGCAAAACUGUUGUUUUGUUCUGAAAAAUAUAAGUUUAUGUAGCUAUGACAUGCUGUGUGUAAGGCAUUUGUCAUGGUGAAAAGGUUGGGUGUGUUUGAUUGAGGGAACAUGAAAGAAAGGAACAAGUGUAAAUUCAGGCUGUCAAUAAAUUUCAGCUAGUAUCAUAAUCAGUCAUCUAAAAAUGGGACAGGACUUAGCUGGUCUGGUCUAAGGAGAGGAGAGAAGAAGGAACUAGAGAUGGACUUUUGGGGAAAGGAGGAGAGAUGGUUGCUUAAGAAAGGAGGUGGGAAGGGGUCAGAAAUGGAGAGGC
Molecule: messenger RNA, 1554 nt
Organism: Dama dama (fallow deer)
Lineage: Eukaryota; Metazoa; Chordata; Mammalia; Artiodactyla; Cervidae
Product: spindlin-2
Exons: 2
Coding region: 346-1122 (258 amino acids)
Biological process (GO): regulation of DNA-templated transcription; gamete generation
Cellular component (GO): nucleoplasm; cytosol
Source: RefSeq, a predicted model, not a curated record